AAGUACUUCCGCCCAUACGUACGUCAUCAAUACUGGCGGUAUUUUGAAAAGGAACUAGCCGUGAAGUUGACAGCUGUAUCUCAUCUAUCUGUGACUGUAUGAUAUAGUAAAAUAUUAUACGUUUUAAGAAAAUAAGCCAGCUAACUAUUUCAAAUAUGAGUUCGAACGAGGUAACGUUGCAACAGGAUAAUGGACAGCCACUGGACACAGAGUCAGAGGUCCAGGAUACUCCAGCACCACCUGCCAUUCCUUUCUACACAGAGUGCUCGGAAGCUGCACAGGCACAACUGUUUAACGAGUGUGAAGAGCAGUUUGCCCAGCUAGAGAUGCUUCAGAAUGAGAUCAUUCUCGCAGAGCCUGACUCAGAUGAAAACCCUCAAGAACAGUCUGUGAAUAGAUUGACAGCUGUAGCAGCUGAGCUGAAGCAGUGGCAGACAAGACGGCCAGAACUGUUGUCCACAAAUCCUGAGGUGUUACUCGUCGUUGGAGCAGAGGAGUUACAGAAGCUGAAUUCACAACUGGAGUUGGUCCUCUCUUGCUCACAAGCCAAGAGAGACACACUGAGAGAGACUUUAAAAAGUGAACAGAAGUGGUUGGAGGAAAAGAAGGAAGUGUUGAGGGCAGGCACUGAACAUGUGGUCAAACAGCGACUGGAAAAUGAAAGGUUAUCUGAACACAGUGUGUUGCAGGACACCAAGAAGAAGAUCCAGAAGAUGAAGGAUUACCAGAACAGACUGAUGGAGACCCUGGCAGACGUACUGGCGGAACACUUCCCACUUCCUACACAGGAGACCAACGCUGACAAGAAGAAAAAGAACAUUCCUCAAGAGCUGAACGAGAAUCUAAUUUCACUCAAUGAAGUCCUGGAGCUGCUGAUGAACACGACUCUGGAGACGCCUCACGAUCCCUACAUAUCGAUAGACGAGACGUUCUGGCCCCCGUACACAGAGAUGCUGCUGCGCCACGGCAUUGCACAGAGACACCCAGAGGACUGUUUCAAGAUCCGCCUGGAAACCUUUUAUUAACAGUAACUGGUCAGACAUCUUGGUUCUAGUUUUGUCAGCGUGUGUAGCAGCCUAGUCCCAGAUGUUUGUGCUGUCUUGCCGUCUCAUUGUCAUGCCAUCGAUCAUAAGCGUUGGUUAUACAGUACAAACAGGUCUGGCACCAGGCUAGGUGGAUGGUAAUAUCAUGAGUAUGUAUUGCGAUGGUGGCUUGAUGGGUCACUGGUUUAUAGUGUUAUUUCCAGUAUGUUUCACAAUAGGUUAACCUUUUUGAAUGUUUUUUAAAAAUAUGUUACAUAGAUAUUUAUGUUGCUCUCUCUGGCUACUGGAACACAAUUUGAAUACUUUGGUGAAAUCUUACAUUGUUAUUAUGUAUAUGUUUCCAUGUAUCAAUGUAUGCCAGAUUUGUUCUUAAUAAAAGGAAAAAUCAACAAAA
This is a messenger RNA of Oncorhynchus mykiss (rainbow trout), 1437 nucleotides long. RefSeq names its product centromere protein K. NCBI's taxonomy places the organism in Eukaryota, Metazoa, Chordata, Actinopteri, Salmoniformes, Salmonidae. The record is from RefSeq and is a predicted model, not a curated record. Gene Ontology annotation, biological process: kinetochore assembly; mitotic sister chromatid segregation. Gene Ontology annotation, cellular component: nucleus.